AUGUUGGCAAAAUGGCCCGGUUACACGCUGACGGGUGGUAACCCUAUGUGUCCGGUGCUGCGCGUGUGGAACACGAGUAACGUCAUGUCGCUGAACGUGAACUAUCGCCUGCCGGUGACGGAGAGCAGCCUCGACUGCACCACCGUGCCCGAGCUUGGCAAGGCCGUCACCUGCCCCGCCAUUUCCAUCCAUCCGUCCUACGGCGUGCAGAUUGGCAAGAGAGCACCACUAACUGGGCAUAGGAGUGGCAAAGGUGGGCAAGGGAGUGGCAGAGCUAGGCAAGGAGUGGCAGAGCUGGGCAAGGGAGUGGCAGAGCUGGGCAAGGGAGUGGCAGAGCUGGGCAAGGAGUGGCAGAGCUGGGCAAGGGAGUGGCAGAGGUGGGCAAGGAGUGGCAUGCCCCGCGACGCAGUCUUGAUCCAUCGAUCAUAUGGCAUGCAGAUUGACAAGGCAAGCAUAGAAGCGAGAUGCCUCUCACACGUGCUUCCCUUCUCCACCCUCUCCCAUCUCGCCUGCCAGCCCGUCUCCUCCAUAGGGCACCGUCUUUGGCCCAGUUUACGUGCUCCUCAUCUUUCCACGUGCCUCCACUCUCAUCCCCAUUCCCUCUCCUUCUCUUCCCCUCACAGCACCGUUUUUGGCCCAGUGGGCGUGCAACUGAGCAUGGCCAUGCCGCGUGCGGGUAGACUCACUAACGCUCACUGGAGUGGUUUCUCUCUAUUUUUCUCAUCCCACACGUCGUCUCAAGCUCCCGCGUGCCUCCAAGCUACCCCCUAUCCCGUCUACCUCUCUCCCCCCCAGGGCAACAUCUUUGGGCAAGUGGACGUGCUACGCAGCAUGGACGUGCGCCUGGACUCACUCUUGGUCACCGGAUUGGCUUCCUUUAUCAAGUCGCCUAGGGUGAUCCGAGUGGCCCUGUGUGGGUACAGGCCGGGACUUCUCAAAGCCAACAUUGUCAUCUCCAACAAUGAGGUGUACGAGGUGAACACCCCCGUUGUGCUGCACAGGGGAGCAGAAGGCAUAGCAGUCUCCAGCAUCUACAUCCAUGACCAUUGGGUGAACACUCCGAUCCUCUUGCACAGGGGAGCAGUUGAUGUAACCGUCAGGAAAAACUACGUGCACGACUUCAUAUUCGCUGGAAUCAAGUGCGGUGCCAACGUGCAUUACAGCUUUGCGUGCAUGCUCAGUCGCUUCAACUCCAACCUUGUGGUUUUCUCUGGGAGGAACCUGAACGGGGAUCACGACUCGGAUGGGAUCGACUUCUACAUGCACUGGUUUGGUCCGGGGAACUCGGCGCUGUGCAACUACGUGUUCAACAGCGAUCACUGCUACUAUCUGGACCAUUGCUCGUCGGGCGUGCUUGUCAGAGGAGGCGCGUGCGUGAAUACGUAUGACGGUAUGAAAGUGAACAACGACAAGCGCAGCUCCCAUUGCACAACAACUCUCGAUGCCAUGCUGCCCUGUACAGCCGUCCACCCAUUCCUCCCUCAUGUUGACUGCAGAAACGUGAUCGAGAACGUGGCGAUGAAAGGCACGCGGGGGUCGCUAGGAUGGACGUCGUGCUUCACAGUGACCGUCAACAACUGCCUCAAAGACCCCGGCAACUACUGGGAGGCCAUGCGCGUGAAAUACUACAACAGCGCCCGCAUCAACCGGCUGAGUGGGAGCAGAGCACGAACUAAUGUAUUCUUUUCCUUGCCUCCCCCUUCGUCUCCCUUCUCUCCUCUCCUCUCUCCCCUCCCUCUCUCCCAUCUCUCCCAUCUCCUCUCUCUUUUCCCCCCCUCGUUAUUGUCACAUCCAGCUAUGGCCUUAGAUGAAGGACGUCUGCAAGGAAACAUUGGCCAAUGGCGGCGUGUCAUGUAA
Molecule: messenger RNA, 1857 nt
Organism: Closterium sp. NIES-65
Lineage: Eukaryota; Viridiplantae; Streptophyta; Zygnematophyceae; Desmidiales; Closteriaceae
Source: the annotation of a GenBank genome assembly